Molecule: messenger RNA, 2731 nt
Organism: Drosophila miranda
Lineage: Eukaryota; Metazoa; Arthropoda; Insecta; Diptera; Drosophilidae
Gene: ras
Product: inosine-5'-monophosphate dehydrogenase
Exons: 6
Coding region: 405-1985 (526 amino acids)
Biological process (GO): GTP biosynthetic process
Cellular component (GO): cytoplasm
Molecular function (GO): IMP dehydrogenase activity
Source: RefSeq, a predicted model, not a curated record
GUAGCACCAAAAAACAUCGAUAGUUCUCCACCUCUACGCCACAUGGUAUCUGCCGCCACACUAACGUAUUAACCGUUCAACUUGCUCCCACGGCCCACUGCUGGACUGCUAAAGGUUACGUCUCACUGCAAUUGCGUUGUUCCAUCGACAAUUGGACAGCCCUCAUCCGCAUCUAGAGUGCCAACCAGCUGCCACAAAAAGCGCCGCCGCAUCGGGAAUCCGUUGAACCUGUGUGUGUGUGUGUGGUGUGCGUCUGUGGAACAGAGCGCCAUUAAAAAAAACCCGCGGCAUUGAUUGUUGUUUGUGUUAUAUUUUUUUGUUCCUAUUGGCUCUUUUUCCUAUUUUGUUUAUUGUUAUCGCCGUCUUUGUCUGGCCCAAAUUAAACGGACGCCACUGCCGCAGAGAUGGAUAAAAGCAGUAACAACAAGCCCAAACUCAAUGGCUUUGUGGAUGGAGAAUCAUCCGCUGAGGAUCAGCUGCAGGACGGCCUCAGCUGCAGGGAGUUGUUCCAGAACGGGGAUGGACUCACCUACAACGACUUUCUCAUAUUGCCCGGCUAUAUAGACUUCACUGCCGAGGAUGUUGAUCUUGGGUCGCCGCUGACCAAGAAACUUACAUUGAGGGCACCGCUGGUUAGCUCGCCCAUGGACACCGUAACCGAAUCGGAGAUGGCCAUAGCCAUGGCGCUGUGUGGUGGCAUCGGCAUCAUCCAUCACAACUGCACGCCGGAGUACCAAGCGUUGGAGGUGCACAAGGUUAAAAAGUACAAACAUGGCUUCAUGCGCGACCCGUCCGUGAUGUCGCCCACCAACACCGUCGGCGAUGUGCUCGAGGCCCGCCGAAAGAACGGCUUCACCGGCUAUCCGGUCACCGAGAAUGGCAAACUGGGCGGCAAGCUCCUCGGCAUGGUCACCUCCAGGGACAUCGAUUUCCGUGAGAAUCAGCCGGAGAUAGUGCUCGCCGACAUAAUGACCACCGAACUGGUCACCGCGCCCAAUGGCAUCACCCUGCCCACGGCGAAUGCCAUUCUGGAGAAGAGCAAGAAGGGCAAACUGCCGAUUAUCAAUCAGGCUGGCGAACUGGUGGCCAUGAUUGCGCGCACGGAUCUGAAGAAGGCCCGCUCCUAUCCGAACGCCUCGAAGGACUCCAACAAGCAGCUGCUGGUGGGCGCCGCCAUUGGGACGCGCGGCGAGGACAAGGCCCGGCUCCAGCUGCUGGUGGCCAAUGGUGUGGAUGUGAUCAUUCUGGACUCGUCGCAGGGCAACUCCAUCUAUCAGGUGGAGAUGAUCAAGUUCAUCAAGGAGACCUAUCCCGAUCUGCAGGUCAUCGGUGGCAAUGUUGUAACACGCGCCCAGGCCAAGAACCUCAUUGAGGCGGGCGUGGACGGACUACGCGUGGGCAUGGGCUCUGGCUCCAUCUGCAUCACCCAGGAGGUGAUGGCCUGCGGCUGUCCCCAGGCCACGGCCGUCUACCAGGUCUCCACCUAUGCGAAGGAGUUUGGGGUGCCCGUGAUUGCCGAUGGCGGCAUCCAAUCGAUCGGACACAUUGUCAAGGCCUUAGCUUUGGGCGCCAGCGCCGUGAUGAUGGGCUCCCUACUGGCCGGCACCUCGGAGGCGCCCGGUGAGUACUUCUUCUCGGAUGGCGUGCGCUUGAAGAAAUACCGCGGCAUGGGCUCCCUGGAGGCGAUGGAGCGCGGCGAUGCCAAGGGUGCGGCCAUGUCCCGCUACUACCACAACGAGAUGGACAAGAUGAAGGUCGCCCAGGGCGUCAGCGGCAGCAUUGUGGACAAGGGCAGCGUACUGCGCUAUCUGCCCUAUCUGGAGUGCGGACUGCAGCACAGCUGCCAGGACAUUGGAGCCAAUUCCGUGAAGAGAUUGAAGGAGAUGAUCUACAAUGGCCAACUGCGAUUCAUGAAGCGCACCCAUUCCGCUCAGUUGGAGGGCAACGUUCACGGCCUUUUCAGCUAUGAGAAGCGUCUCUUCUAACAUAUGGCCAGUGCUGCAUCGGCCACGGGCAGCGGAUUGGCUGCCUCUGCAUCACAGCAGCAGCAGCAACAGCAGCAACAGCAACAGCAGCAGCAACAGCACCAGAAUCGAUCUGGGGCAGCCAAUCCGAACCCCUUUGCCCGGCUAUACGAUCGCAAGUGAUUUCGAAAGGGUUGAGAGUUUCCGCGCAUGUUCCGCGCAUGAGGCAUCCUCGAAUCAAUGGUCCCAACCAUACAUACAUGUGUAUACCUACCUUAUCCAUCUGCCCGCGCUGGCAGAAACCUAAUCUUAAGUGUUUACAGACCACGAUCUGUAUAGAAAUAUGUACUCUAAUCUAUAUAUCUACAAUAUCUCGUAUCUAUGGGCAUUGAGCGCCCACCCCGUUUGUUAGUUGCAUACACGCACUGUUUAUCGCACGAUCGGUACGAUUAUAUGGACAUAUAUACAUACUUGUAUUCUAUACCUACAUCGGACCUUAUAUUCCGGUUGUGUUGUUUUGUAGUAUAUUGUAUUGUAGCAAACAUACAUACACACAUACACACAUAUAUGCUCGCUAUAUGCAGCUCCUCUCACUGAGAACCUUUCAAAUUCCUUAUGCCAAAACUUAUUAAAUGUGAACUGAAACUGAAGCUGAAGCAGGAUUCCCUUCCCCCCGUAUGUUUGUACUUACCUGCAAAAGUUUUUAAUAUAAUGGAACUUCUUAGCUGUUUCUGAAUCUUUGAAUCUAUUAAAUGUCAUAUGAAAUA